CUCUGCCCCUUUCUUCCCUUCUAUUUUUCCUUCGUCUUCGCUCUCUAGGCCAUUUCUUGCAGUUAUCCGUUUUCCCCUCUUUACCCACACCGUCUUGUUUCUUGGUUCUCGUUCUGUACUCUCAUCUCUCUGAAACAAUGUCCGCCGAGAAGGAGAGAGAGGGCCACGUUUACAUGGCCAAGCUCGCCGAGCAGGCUGAGAGAUAUGAGGAAAUGGUUGACUUCAUGAAGAAAGUAGCAAAGCUUGAUCUCGAUCUAACUGUGGAAGAAAGGAACCUCCUCUCAGUAGGAUAUAAAAAUGUCAUUGGUUCACGGCGAGCCUCGUGGCGCAUAAUGUCUUCAAUUGAACAGAAGGAAGAGUCUAAAGGAAACGAGCAAAAUGUUAAACUGAUCAAGAGUUAUCGCCAAAAGGUUGAGGAGGAACUAUCCAAGAUUUGCAGUGACAUUCUGACAAUCAUUGAUGAGCACCUGAUUCCCUCUGCCUCGUCAGGAGAAGCCACUGUUUUCUACUACAAGAUGAAGGGUGACUAUUAUCGGUAUCUUGCUGAGUUCAAGACUGACGAAGCAAAGAAAGACGCAGCUGAUCAGUCAAUGAAAGCAUAUGAGGCUGCUUCAGCCACUGCAAACAAAGAUCUUCCAUCGACACACCCAAUCCGUCUUGGACUUGCACUCAACUUCUCUGUGUUCCAUUACGAGAUCAUGAAUUCUCCUGAAAGGGCCUGUCAUUUGGCUAAACAAGCCUUUGACGAGGCAAUUGCGGAUUUAGACAGCCUGAGUGAAGAGUCAUACAAGGACAGCACUUUGAUCAUGCAGUUGUUGAGAGACAACCUGACUCUCUGGACCUCGGAUCUGCCUGAGGAUGGAGGUGAAGAUAGCGGCAACAAAGUUGAAGAGCCCAAACCUGCUGAACCUGAGAAGAAGGAAUAAGGAACUGAUAAACCUGUACAAGGCAGUCGGAUGUCAGUCUUCUUGCAAUGCGGACCGUGACCACUUCGUUAUUGUGCCCUCCUUAUAUCCAUCCAAAGUCAGAAAGAAUUGGGUUUUGGGCUGUCUUGUGAUUUUGAAAUUUUUUGUUUCUACUGCUUUAUCAUUCUUUUCUAGUGCACUGGCCAGUUUUAGCAACGGAUUCUUCACAUGUACUCGGUUUGCUUUAAAGCGUCUAUUUUGUGUUCGUUAGUUUUAAGGUGAUCCAGGUUAACAUCGAUUGGCUUUGCAAGUAGGAAGUCCUUUUAAAUUUUAAUUGGCAGUGAAGAAAUAAAAUUUGUUAAGGCCCUAUUGAAUUUGGACUUUUGAUUUCUGAAUUCCGGGUUGGCCUGGUUCGGCCCACAGAAUAUUUGUCUGGGAAAAAAAA
Neltuma alba is the source of this 1350-nucleotide messenger RNA. RefSeq names its product 14-3-3-like protein GF14 iota. The coding region runs from base 138 to 926 and encodes 262 amino acids. The transcript is spliced from 7 exons. The record is from RefSeq and is a predicted model, not a curated record. Lineage: Eukaryota; Viridiplantae; Streptophyta; Magnoliopsida; Fabales; Fabaceae.